UCGGGCUGAGUAAAGAGAGAGAAGGUGAAGCUCCGCAGGGCUCAGAGUGUCCCUGUCCCGGAGUCUGUCCCGGUGUCUGUCCGGUGUCUCUCCGGUGUCUCUCGGUGUCUCGGGCGGUGGAGCAGCAUGUCGGAGCCGGUCUCUCCCCGCGGUUUAGCGGCAGCGGCUCCCGCAGGAAAAGCGAAACUUACCCACCCCGGAAAAGCGAUUCUAGCCGGUGGAAUUGCAGGUGGGAUUGAAAUCUGCAUCACGUUCCCAACUGAAUACGUAAAAACUCAACUUCAACUCGACGAAAAAGCGAAUCCUCCACGCUACAGAGGAAUCACGGACUGUGUAACACAGACGGUUCGAGGCCACGGAGUGAAGGGUUUAUACCGAGGCCUCAGCUCCUUACUGUACGGAUCUAUACCCAAAUCAGCCGUCAGGUUUGGUGUGUUUGAGAUUUUGAGUAAUCAGAUGCGUGAUGAAGCCGGGAGAUUGGACAGUAGGCGUGGUCUGAUCUGUGGGUUGGGGGCGGGGGUUCUGGAGGCGGUGCUGGUGGUCUGUCCAAUGGAAACAGUGAAGGUGAAGUUUAUCCAUGAUCAGAGCUCAGCUAACCCCAGAUAUCGUGGAUUCUUCCACGGCGUGAGAGAGAUCAUCAGAACUCAAGGGAUCAGAGGAACAUAUCAGGGUCUCACAGCUACUGUACUGAAGCAGGGAUCCAAUCAGGCCAUCCGGUUCUUUGUGAUGACGUCCCUGAAGAACUGGUACAAAGGCGACGACCCGAACAGACCCAUGAACCCGAUGGUGACGGGAGCGUUCGGCGCUGUGGCCGGAGCUGCUAGUGUUUUCGGAAACACACCUCUAGAUGUGAUCAAGACCAGAAUGCAGGGUCUGGAGGCUCAUAAGUACAGGAACACUGCAGACUGCGCCGUUCAGAUCCUGAAACACGAGGGACCGACUGCGUUCUAUAAAGGAACGGUUCCUCGGCUCGGCCGCGUGUGUUUAGACGUAGCCAUCGUCUUCAUCAUAUACGAGGAGGUGGUGAAAGUCCUGAACAAGGUCUGGAAGACGGAGUGAGAGGAGGAGUGAGAGGAGGAGUGAGAGGAGGAGUGAGAGGAGGAGUGAGAGGAGGAGUGAGAGGAGGAGUGAGAGAGUAUGUGAAUGAAAGAGAAAUGUAAUCACUGUGCCAAAAGACCGAACGCUUGUAGUUGAUUUAAAUCCCGGAUCUCCUGUUAUCAUCGUGUAACUCUGAGUGUUUCUAAUAGUGAACAGUGAUCUGUAGUGCAGCAACACCAUCAUACAAAUACUGAGACAUUAUUUCUGCUUUAUUUGUAUAUUUCAGGAUUUCUGUUUUUGGAGAAGUAAAACCUGUCGACUCAACAGAAAAGAAAAACUCAAAACAGUCAGAAUAACUUAGAUUAAAAUAUAUCAUAAUACUUUUUAUAAAACACAUUAUUUGUUUAUUAUAUUGAUAAGUUAGAACUAACAAAAAUAACCUUUUAAAAUAGCAAUACCACAUUUUAAAGGAGAUGAAAGAACACAGGUAUGAUUUCUGUCUUUACUCAUCUUUUCCUCUCAGAUCUCAUGUUUUUUCUUAGUUCUUUAAAAACCAUGAAGCUAAAAUACUCAGAGAAGCUCAUUAUGAUGCUGUUUUACUCUGUAAUGAUAAAAUAGUUAAAUAUCAGCAGCGUCUCUCUGUCCCAUCAAAUCUUACAGAGAAAUACACACACACACACAAAUACACACACACACACACACACACACACACACACACACACACACACACACAAAUACACACACACACACACACACACACACACACACACACACAAAUACACACACACACACACACACACACACACACAAAUACACACACACACAUACACACACACACACACACACACACACACAAAUACACACACACACACACACACAAAACAGAUUAAGAGAUAUAACCGUGGCAGAGUAUGUUUAUGUGUUUUUUUAUUCAUUUUAUUAAUUUAUUAAUAUAAAGUGUGGGGCGAGAUGUUUGGGAUUAAGAGUAGUAUUUACAUAUUUUUAAAGAAGUUAAAGAUGUUUAAACUGAUAUAUAAUUUAAUACAGAGUUUAGGAUUAUUGAGUAUUAGGUAGCAGUUUGCACUUUUACAUAAAAUAUAUUCAUUUUGAGGCCUUUUGGGCUUUUUUACAUUUUUUAUAACAAUGCCUCUGUUUACCAGUGCUGGGAAUUUAUGUUUUGUAAUUAAUAUUAAUAUUUUUUUAAUAUCAGGAAUUUUAGUUGAAACGUUUGUUUGAAUGUGUUUUAAAUGUUUACCUCAUUAGAUAUUAAACAAUAAUGAAAUAUGAACCCUGGGAGUGAGAAUCACAGUGCGUCUUACAAUACCAUAUUAUCACACUACAUCUCCACAAUAACAAUAUCACCACGGUACUGUGAUACUGUGAUCACAUGACUUUCUCUACGAUACUUUAAGAGGAUAAAAUACUCGUAAAUAAUCAAAUAUUAGGAAUUAAGGAUUUAUUGUUUCAGUUUCACACAAUUUUAAAAAUGAUCAAUAUUCUUCUCUUCAGGUUUAUGAACCCUGUUCAUAAGAUUAUAGCGCCACCAUGUGGAGAAAUAAAGCAGAAAGUUUAGUAAGAUUAGUUGGGGAGAGAGUUUCAGGGAGUUUAGAGCUCCUGUGUUUAUGCUGUAAAAACUGGUACAAAACAACACAAUCAGAAUAAUAUAAUAUAGUGAUAUACUGUUUUCACCUCUGCAGUUGAUUUAAUCAUGAUAUAAAUCUGUUUUAAUCUAUUUUUGUAUUUAUUUUUGUCUCAUGCUGCACACGUGCCUUUAAACCACACAUUCCACUAAACAUAUAUUUAGAUGUUAUACGGAGUGAUCUGUUAUACGCUGGUCUGUGUUUUCAGUAGUUAUUAAAAUAUAGAAAUAUGUAGAUAGUUUGCUGCUGAAUGUACUGAGAGUGCUGAAAUGUAAAUAUCAUAUUUAUAAUGAAAUAUUAGAUCUUAUUGGGAUGUGGUGUGUGAGUUUCUCACACAAAGUAAAUUUAGGCAUAUCUGUAAUAACACAAAUUAAAUUUAGGAUAAUUACACACCUGAUAAUACUCUACAGUAUCUCCCAAAAUUAAAUACACCCCUCACACCUCUGUAAAUAUUAUAUUUGAUCUUUUUAUAGUAUAUAUUAGUAUAGAUUUUUUGUAUGUUGUUAUUUUGUGUGAUUAUUUUUGUGCACGGCCUGAAUCCUGUCGGGUGUGAAAUUCACCAGAGCUGCUCAGAUUCACACCUGAAUCCUCUUUCACUCCAACGCUUCAGAUUCAGGAGCUCAAUUCAGUUCAGAUCUGGAUAUAAAACACCACAUUAAUCAGCUCUGCUUCCUGUUUACACCUGAAACCUUUCAACUCUUAACGAGUCACAUGACAUGAAUGUCUGUGUGUUAUUUUAGAGGACAGUAAAUCUAUACUGAUAUAGAAUAUAGUGAAAUAUAUAUAAAUUAUAUACAGUGUUAAACCAUAACAAUAUGUAAUAAAAAAUUAGCAGAAAUGUGAGGGGUGUAUUGACUUUUGGGGAGAUUCUGUAGAUAUAACAGAACUACCUGUAAAAUUCUACUCAAAUAAUUCCAAGAAAAGAAUAUUGCAUGUUUACAACAUUUAUUUCUAUUUAUAUUUACUGUUAAACAUUUCAUCUCGGACCUUAGUUACAUUAAAGCAAUUUUAUUAAAAACAAUUAGAAUAUAUAUUUUUAAACACAGUUAACCCUGUAACUAAAACUCUAAAACUGUAACUUUAAAUAUAAACUAUUUACAUAAUGUUUAUUUUAAAGCCCUGAUUUACUGUUAACUUUUGUUCCCUCCCACAUCCUGCUGUAUCUCAUUAAAUCAGAACCUGAAAAAUUAGUCCAAAAAAUGGUGUGAAUAGAGUUACAAAUUCAAACAAAACUUAAAUAAAAAAACUAAAUGUUCAGGAUAUUCCUUUAAUUUAUGAAAGUAGAUUAAAGUUUGUAUUUUUCCACAGUAAACAGGUUUUAGGCAGUAGAGACAGUUACUGAUACUGUGAUCUGAUUGGCUGGUUGGUUUAUAACUGGAGUUAAAAAGAUUGUAUUUAAUGCUGAAACAUUUGAUAAAGUUCAUCGUUGAGGGAAUAACUGCAAUUUUCUGCAUAAAAUGAUCAAACAUUUAUAAACUCUAUAUAAAAGUGUAAAAACUCUUAACAGAUUAUUAAUGUGUCUCUCUAAUUAUACUCUGAUCUCAGAGAGUAUAUUUACAAUACUGCAGUUUAAAACACCCUGAAUAUCAGUAUUAAUGUUUAGUGUGUGUGUGUGUGUGUGUGUGUGUGUGUGUGUAUCCUCUGGAUUGUCCUUGAAUAUGAAAUCGCCUUAUAUGAUUUUGUGUUGCAGCACUGCUGAUAUUGUGUUUGUGUGUGUGUGUGUGUGUGUGUGUGUGUGUUAUUGGUGCCUUCCUGAGUUCUUGUGUAUCAUUCCGCUGGUGGUGCCAUCGACUAAUAUAUAAAUAUAUAUAAAUAUAUGUGUGUGUUUGUUUAUUUUUGUGUAUCUAAAUACUAAUAAUGAAAUCAUGUGUUUAAAUACUAAUACACAAAAAUGCUGAAAUUAUUAUUAUUUUUCUUAACUCUGUGAAAUAAAUCAAUCCUUUAACUAAAA
Molecule: messenger RNA, 4629 nt
Organism: Astyanax mexicanus (Mexican tetra)
Lineage: Eukaryota; Metazoa; Chordata; Actinopteri; Characiformes; Acestrorhamphidae
Product: tricarboxylate transport protein B, mitochondrial
Exons: 9
Coding region: 127-1059 (310 amino acids)
Biological process (GO): mitochondrial citrate transmembrane transport
Source: RefSeq, a predicted model, not a curated record